Molecule: messenger RNA, 735 nt
Organism: Caenorhabditis angaria
Lineage: Eukaryota; Metazoa; Nematoda; Chromadorea; Rhabditida; Rhabditidae
Source: the annotation of a GenBank genome assembly
AUGGCUUUUUUCGCUGUUCAAUUUAUCUAUCGAUAUUUUGUAGUUUCGGGGUGAGUUAACGUGGAUAUUGACUCAUACGAAAACUUAUUUACUAGAUCAAUUUAUCUCAAAACUUUCAAUGAUUGGCGACUUGUAUUAUGGAUGACUGUUCCUUUGACAGGCGGUGUUAUUUGGGGAUUCUUGACUUAUUUUUGUCUUUAUCCUGAUGAAAACAUUGACAAUGCUAUAAAAACAUUCUUGCUGGAAAAUUUCGAUUGGAAAGUUGAGGAUGUUUCCUAUGUUGGAUCCUACUUAUACAGAAUGAACUAUGGUAUUGAUUUAAGAAAUCUUAUUGGAAUGACUGCAAUGUUAACAAUAAUGAUGUUAUCAAUAUUAACAAUCAUUAUUUUUGCAACCAAAUGUUUUCUAGAAAUCAAAAACUAUGUGAAAACUGCACAAAAAUUCUCAAAAAAAUUGAACAGCCUACAAAAUCAACUGUUUUACGCUCUCGUUACUCAAACUUUAAUUCCCAUCAUUCUUAUGCAUCUUCCAGUCACAAUUCUUCUAAUUUCUACAGUUUUGUCAAUUGAUUUAGGUCAAACCAGUGUUUUAGUUAGCGUAACUAUUGCAUUAUUUCCAGCAUUGGACCCAUUCCCAGUUGUUUUGAUUGUAAAACAUUAUAGAUUUGCAAUGAUGAGUGCAGUUUCAACGCCUGUUGUUAAAUUUAUCCAAAGAAGACUUGAUAACCCAGUUUAA